Molecule: messenger RNA, 26832 nt
Organism: Pocillopora meandrina
Lineage: Eukaryota; Metazoa; Cnidaria; Anthozoa; Scleractinia; Pocilloporidae
Source: the annotation of a GenBank genome assembly
GGCCGGUGGCAGUCACUUACAACAAAACAACAUACAUAUUGAAAAGUGUUUGAGUUGUUGGCCACUGUCAAACUGUGUAAUCGUUUGUAUAUUGUAUAAUGUUGGGAAAUGAUGAUGACGAGCUGAUCAGUGCUAUAUUGAUCUACUAGACGGUUCGUGAGUAUCUGGCUUGCCCCUUUCCGGCCAUCUUGACUUGUCGACGGAUCUAAAGUGAAACUUUGGCAAAAAAAUAUUGUUUUUCCAAUAAUGACCUAAAGGAAGAUCUUCUUUGAUUUUUUACGAGUUUCAAGGACCGGUAGGGAGUUCAUAUUGAUCAGCUGAAGAGAAAUACCAUUGGGAUAGUGUCUUUGGACUGUGAGAUCCAAAACCACGAUCAUGCGACCAAUCUCGAAUAGAAACUUUAUGCAGACUUCCUUCGAGUCUCUAUGAUGUGAGACAAGGAAUGGCUUCAAGUCCAAAGGAGGCACAAAAUGAGAAUGAAACUCAGAAUGAUGCAGAAAACACGCUUUCCGAUAGACAGGAUGGUACAAACCACAGUCGGUCCAACAGCGCUAUUUCUCCACCAGCUUGGCGAGUUGUGUUCUUGAGUUCUAAAGUGCGGCAUUCCACCGUUCUUAACUCGGCUGCUCGAUCAUCUGUUUUGUUCGUUCCCUACAAAUAUGACAGUUCAACGCUUGAAUCACUUCUAACUCAAGCUCAACAUAUUUUAGCUGGACGAAAAGCUGAAAGCAUUGCUUUCAUGGCUCACGGACAGGGAAGCAAUAUGUUCAUCUGUGCAAACGACGAUCAGGUAACGAGAAAUGAUACAAUUUUCUUGAUUAUAUUUAAAAAUCAUGUCAAACACGAGCUGUUUUCAGUCGAAAUCUUUAUUUUGUAUCUUUUUGAAUUAAAAAAUGCCAAUCCCUCUCCAAAAGAGGAUUAAGAAAAAUAACUGAUACAAAAAGCGAAACGUUAUUUUUAUUAGUUAUGUAUUGAGCUCACCGGAAGCGUUAUCAAAAUGGUAAUGAAGUUUGCUGGGGUUUUGAAGAACUCAGCUAAUAUUCUAAUGACAGCUGAAAUUGCUCUCUCAAACUAAUGUCUUGCUCGUCUGUUUAUCUGUUUUGAGGGUAUUGAAAAAAAAAAAAAACAUUUUCAACACGAUCUGAAAGACACUCGGUAAGAAGUCAUGAUGUUAUUUAUUUUAUUUUGAUCAAUGUGUGGGAGUGUAUCAUGCUAUUUUUAUCCGAAAUGGGAAUAUUCUCAAUGAACGUGAUAUUGAAAAUAUGUUUUUAUUUAAUUUAUGAGGAAUUUGGAAACUAACAUGUGGUGAUCAUAACAACUUCUAAUGGCUGAAAUAGCAGUACUUGUGACCAUAGCUUAAAUUUUAAUUGUAUGCUCAGUGGAUCUAUGAUAAUUACACAAUAUAAUAUUUUUACCAAGGUAAUUUCACUGCAUGCUGUCAAAGAACUUAAAGAAUUGCAGAAUUUCUUCGUGGAAAUUGUCAAACUUUGUUUGGAUGUUGAUUCACCUGGUGCCCGUCUGGACUUCCUUGCUUGUCCGCUCUCUCACAGCAGUGAUGCAAAAGAAAUUGUGGAGAUGCUGGAAGGCUUAACACAAGUAAGUUAACCUCCUUUUCUAUUUUAGUGCUUGGGAUAGGUGUAAAAAGGCUAAAUAAAAGGCUUAAUGGAGGAUAAUCAGCAGAUGUAGUAACCUGUUUAUUAUUUGGAACUGACUGACAUGACUUCCUUUCAAAGACCAAAUUUUUUGAGGAUUCAAAAUGUCUUGCCUGAUAUGUCAGUUCCUAAAUUUAGCUUUUUUACAAAGGCUAUAAAGCCACUCUCCCCAAAUCACUGUCUAAAAACAUCCUAAAGGUUGCUCAAAUGGUUACUCUCUGAGGGGAUGCGACCUUUUAACAGUACCCAGGCUCUAAACAAGAUACUUGAAAGACUUGUUUAAAUAUCACGGCGCUGUGUUAUGGAACACUAUUUACUCCUAUGAACAAGAAGUUGGAUUCUUGAGUCUCAAUAAUCUGAAAAAAUGCUUACUCAACACAGGCUAUUGUAAGGAAUUCAAAUUUGACAUACGUUCAGUUUCUCCUUGUGUAUCCUGAUAUUGUUUUCACUUAGAAGUUAUAAUAUAUAUAUCCCUUUCUAUUUUCAAAUUUAAGUGGUAUUUACACAACACGUAAUUUUCCUUUUUUUUCAUAUGACCCCAUAAGGUUGUGGUGUAGAAUAUUAUGGUGUUUAAAUAAAGGUCAUCAUCAUCUUUAUCCAAAGUAUUCCUGAAUGUGAAAUUUUAAAAUAAAAAUUUUGAGUAUUAAUCUUAACCCUUUUACUCCCCCAUCCUUAUUAGUAAUUCUCCUUAACAUUUUCUAUACAGUUAUUAUUAUGCUAGUGUAGAGAAUUUGGUAUUGGAUCAACUUAUAAUCCCCUCACUGAAAUUUUCCUUUAUCUCCUCACUUGACUGUUUGAUAUUUUAAUGAUAUUGUAAAGAGAAAUUCUGUCUUGGCUACCAGUGGUAGUUAAAGGUUAAACUUUACAACUUCCUCAAAUGUGAUUGGUGCAUUAGCUGCUUUAUUUUCACUAAUCAUUCUAUACAGUUGUAAUCAAACAGUGUAAUUGGACAGUUGGCUGUAAUUGGACGCCUCUAAUGGGACAGUUGAAGCAGCUAAUCAUACUAAGUCUAACCAGCCAAAUCCACUAUUCACAGAAUUGAUCAUGAUAACCAUAAUAGCAACAACCACUCAUCCUAAAGAAAACAACAGUGGCAUUUCCAAAGUGGAGUUUUUUACUUUAGACAUUGUCUCUACCACAGAUAUUUGUCCUAAAUAUAUAUAUUUGUUGUUUUUGGGAAUUGUGACUUUUAUGAUUAAUUGGAUUAAUUAUCCAGCUCAACCAAGUAGAGAAAAAGAAACUCACAAACCGAGUACAAAUAUCCUGCAAUAUUGUGUAGUUACUAGAUGAAUGGACAAUUGAUUAAUUUAUGUGGGAUCCUAUGCAAGCAUUACUUAAUAAGAAGUGUCAGAAACCUCUUCAUUAUUUGUUUCACUUUUCUAUCCCUAUUUAAAUUGUAGAUUAAAAAAGUAGUGGGAUAAUAAAAAACUUACGAGAUAUUUUGGUGUGUAAUAUCACUGAAUAUUUUAUCUCAUUUGUAUUUUGACUUGCACUGCAGGCUUGUCAAAAUAUGGCACAACUCAUUGAAAAUAUUCCACAAUAUUGCACACCAAAACAUCUUAUUAGAUGUCUUUACUUUUACACUUGUCUCUUAUUGUUACAUCUGGAAUGAAAACCUUGAUCAAAUGUGGAUUACACUGUUGUAUAUUGUUUUCAGGUUGCAAUAGGGAUGACUAAGGAGACCAUGGGUACAGAUUUCAGGAUCAAAGGGGAUGAGUUAAAGUAAGGAAGCUUUUCUGCCUAGUUUCAUUAUCACUGAUUUAACAUACUUUAGUUUGUAUCUAUCAUCUUGGUAGAUUAAUAUUUCACUGGAUCUGUUUGGUUUGAAAUCUGUAUCUACAUGACUUGUACAACUGAAAUCAUAUCUGAGACAUUUUGACAAAAAGUCCUUGCUAUAAUUUGUGGCCAUCAAAUUUUUUUUAUGCGCACAAUAAAGAAAACUCAAGUGAAACAUUAAAUAUUUUGAACCAUGAGUAAAAUUAACAAACAGUAUUAACAUUAUUAUAUGCUGUCUGUAUAAAUUUUUACUUUUGUUGUGAUUUUAUUUAUGCACAUAUCUAGCACUAUCUAGCACUAAAAAGCCAUCUUUGUCUGUUAUAUAGUAACUUACAUCCUGGGGAACUAUACUUCAAACAAGAAAAGAUGCGAGGAUGGUCUGGUGUACAGCAGCAAGACAUAAGCAACUUUGAAAGGAUUAGAACAGUAGGAAAAGGUCAAAUCACUUGUUACGAUGCAAACUUUUCCUAAGACAAAUGCAAGUGAAUUUCACAUCCACAAUACCAAAAUUUUGAAGAGUAUUCAAGGACUUUAGACAGGUUCCAACAGUUUUCAAGCAUGUUCAUUUUGCUCCAAUUGUUACCUUUGCUUUAAUAUUUUAGUUUAUGUCAUUUGUUGAAGAAUUUAUGUCAUUUGUUGAAGAUUUUAUUAAAGUAGUGGACAUUUUGUUGAGGCUUUGAAAUGUUUUGAGUUGGAAGGUGUAACAUAUACCUUUGUUUGAAAUUUUUAGGAGCAUAUGGUGCAGCUGUGCUUUAUAGAAAAAAGGAUGAUGACUCACUUGUCAUCCUGAAGGAAAUAUCUCUGCAUGAUUUAACAGCAACUGAGAGGCAGAUGGCUAUGAAUGAGGUUUGUCUCCAUCUACAGCUUUUGUGCUUACUAUUUUAAGCCCACUUUGCUUGAUUAAAAUGAACGUUUUACUGCUUGAGGUGCUAAGAUCAUUCUUAUUAUGUUCAUUAUAUGUAGCUUUGUGACACAGAACCAUUACAAUCUGGGUGUUAGUUUAACAAUAGUGUGCUAGCAUCUUUCUGAGAAAUUAUUUUAAAAAACACAGUGACUGCAAAAUGUUAGAACUGCUGGUAAAUAUGUCAAGGGAACAAAAUUGGAAUUGAGCCAUAAGAGCUGCACUUGGUGAUCAUAAAAAAGAAUUGUACAUUCUUACCCUUUUAUCUCCCAGAUCGAAUUUGUAAUUCUCCUUACUGUCAAUCAUACAAUUUUUAUAAUGUUAGUUCAGAGAAUUUAGUAUUGGAUCAAGUAAUUAUUCCCAAACUGAUAUUUUUCUUUAUUCUCGUCACUUAAAUAUCUGGUUGAUAUUGUAGUGAUAUUGUAUGGAAAAAUUCUGUCUUGGUCACUCAUGGAAGUUAAAGGGUUAACUUUACUGGUACAGAUAUUGAAUUAUUUUCAUUAUCUUUGCUUACUAGAAAUAAAAUGCACAGAUAAGUUAAGUGCCUUGAGAAUGUUUACUUGCUUUUAGCAUAUUAUUGUCAUAAUUUCACUAGUUAUUACUAAAUAUUUUUACAUUUUCACAGGCCAAAGUGUUGUCCAAGCUUAGUUUGCAUCCUAACAUCAUCAGCUACUAUGACAGUUUUGAAGUGGAUGGCACACUCAUGAUUGAAAUGGAGUAUGCUGAUGGAGGGUGAGUUCUGCAGCAUCCACACAGUUCUUAAUCACAUGGCUUUUAUUUAAUAUAUUUUGUACAUUUAAGCAGCAUACAGCAUACAACACACAGCUUUUAUUUAAUAUAUUUUGCAUACAAUUUUAAUGCAUACCUCCCAAAAUCUCCCCUAAUAAUUAGAGACUUAUAUGGUUGGUUAUAAGUUAUUAACCUUUUAUAGUAUGAAUAGUAGGAGAAGGGAGAAGAGUAAUUGCUUCUCCUCGUGGAUGGAUGUCAGUCUAUUGCAGGUUGCUUGUAAUCUUUCUUCUCUCCCCCCCCCCAGUGUCACACUGGAGAGUGCAGGAGAGCUACUUGGCCCAGGAUUGGAAGCUGAACCUUCCUGGCUGCACUUCAGUGCGCUGUACAUAUGACCACCAUACCACCCAAUCAUUAUUAUUGAAUGAUUUAUUGGCAGCUUCUUCUUCUUUGAAUUUUCUUCUUAUACUCUGGCCUCUGUAAUUUUCCUUGUAGGACCCUGGCUCAGUACUUGUCAAGACUGGAAAAAGAUUUGGAAGAAAGAGAGAUCCUAUUGAUUUUUCAACAGAUGCUGUCUGCUUUGAAGUAUAUUCAUGUCAACAACAUCCUUCACAGGUACAAGUCUGAUACAAUUUUGAAUACAUGUAUUAUUCCUAUGCACUUGUUGUAUGCCUGUCAGCUUUUUUUAUGAGCAUGUAAUUAGUGAGGGAGAUCAUACAUUAUAGAUGAAAUUUCAAAAUUAGUUGUAAAAUUAGCACUCUUGUAUCAGUAGCAGCUUUUUAUUUUAGUAAUGUCAUCCUUUUGGAGGCCUGUUGGAGGCCGGAAAUUGUUGGGAGGUUGGCAGAAUUGUGUUUUUAGAUGAAAAAAAAAUUGUUGACAGAAACAAGUUUAGGUCUUUCUUGAAUCUGGAUGAUUCCUGAAUUUGUUUUCCCAAGUCCACUUUUGUAAUUAAAAAGCAGGCAAGUUAGUAAAGUUCCAACAAGGAUUGUCUCAUCAUCUGAUGGCUGUGUACUUUUGGUCCUUACAUACAGGGAUCUAAAGACAGCCAACAUAUUCCUUACCAAGGAAGGUGUGGUCAAACUGGGUGACUUUGGUAUCAGUAAACAACUGGAGGGCUCUAAGGCAAACACAGUGCUGGGAACACCUUAUUAUAUUUCACCAGAAAUGGUAUGCUCAUCUGAUCAUGACUGUUUGAAUGCUGGAAAGAGCUAGCCUCUCAAUAAGAGAGCUAGCUAGCCUAGCUAGCUAGACAGAGCUAGCCUCUCAAUAAGUUGAGACUCCCCCCCGCCCCCACACAUCCUUCAGCAUACUAAAUGAAUGACAUGCAUUUCAAAUGGCUUUUUGCAGUGUGAAGGUAAAGAAUACAAUCACAAGAGUGACAUUUGGGCCCUGGGCUGUAUUCUUUAUGAAAUGGCCAGUAGACAAAAAACAUUUGAAGGUUCCAACCUUCCAGCAUUGGUCAAUAAAAUCAUGAAGGUAAGAUACACAAUUAUACAAACGAGAGCCUCUCGCUCAAUACACUGUUACUAUCUUUUCAUCACAAACACAAUUGUCAAUCUUGUUUAUGUUUCCUCCUCUCAGCUUUUUGUGAAGUGAUUCAUGUGCUUGGACAUUGAUUCAUUUUAUGCUAACAAAGUGGGAAAAUGUUACUUUUCUGUCUAAAAAGAAUCAAUCUUUGUCUUCAUUAACCUUUGAAUUAAACUAGGAAGGGUGUGGGUUUGGUUCUUUGGCUAGUGUGAGCCUAUCUUUAGAACUUUUGUGGUAGUAAUAACAAAUCCUCUUCCUGGCCUUUGUUACUGUCAUCAAUUGAAAUUCUUUUCUCAUGAAUCAACUUUUAAUCUUGAAAAUAAACCGGUGAUAGGAGAACUAUGCCAAGUUGAAACAUUAUUUGCGAAAGUCAAUCCAUAUUUUGUGGUUUAUGUUAUGUCUUAGGGUCAGUUUGCUCCAAUAAGAGGGAAUUACAGUCCAGAGUUUAGAGCUAUGGUGAGCAUUUGACAGUAAUUUGUGCAUUUUUGAUGUUUUGCCCAUUUUUACUUAAUAUUUAUUUUCCUUCUUUUUCAUUAUUUUGCUGGAUUGCUAAAGGUUGCCAUUAUUUGAAUUCUACUCACUUCAGGUGGGAGACAUCCUUCAAAAAGAUCCAGACACAAGACCAGAUGUGGAAGUGUUAUUGCACGAGCGACUUCCUCCGGUACUUUUAGAGUGAAUGUCAGCACUCCUAUUUUAUCUGAUUCUGAAAUAUUUAUAAUAUCAUGAUCACUUGCAAAAUAUUUUUUUGGCAAUGUGCCAGUUUUUUGAUAAACAUGGCUAUCCUGUUUCUGUCGUCCAAGCGGGCCACCACUGUGCCCAACAAAUUGAUUGAUGGUCAGUACUACAAACAGCUGAGAAGGAAAACACUGACUGCAUUCCAUUCACUCUUACAUUUCACCCUCACAACCACGUGGUUAAAUCUCUCAUUCUUAAAAACUUUAAAUUACUCCAAAAUGAUUCAGUACUGGUACUAUCUGUUCGCAACCCCCACUGAUUUCAUUCAAAUGUGACAAAAACUUAGGCAACUUUUUGGUAAGAAGUAUAUUUCAAACCAAUGACCAAUCUGGAACAUUCAAAUGCGCUUGCUCACAAUGCAAAACUUGUCCUUUCAUUCAUAACAUAGAGAAAAUGAUGGGACCCAAGAGAUCCAUUAUGAUCACUGGUCACUUAACGCGUACCUCCGCCAAUGUCAUUUACUGCAUAACUUACACUUAUUGCAAGAAGUUAUACAUUGGCAAAACAGGAAGACGACUAGGUGACCGAUUCCUUAUAUCUGGGCAGUUUGGAAAGCUGCAAAACACUAGAACAAAAAUUUAUCUUCCAAAUUGGCGUUUGUAAUCCCCACGGUAUCAAUGAGUGCUUUCCAUUCAACUAAUUUAUUCUUGUUUUCUCGUCACCAUACUACCACCAAUAGUGUGUCUCCACUUUCUGCAUAUAAACCCACAAACAACCCACAAUUCCUCCAAUCGCUCGGACGCAGUGCUAAUGCCUGAAACAUCAGCUUUCUUAUACUCUUAAUGGUGGCCAAUUUAAGUUUUCAGCUCAGUUGUUAACACUAAAUUACCUGCUAUACUCUCCCACUGAUGCAGUGCCACAGUUUCUUUAGAAACUUACCCCCUUUAUUUUUUUGAUGUUUGGUUUUGAAUUUGACAAGGGCUGUUGUCUCUGAUUCACUGAAGCACGGAAUGCAAUUAACAUUUGCAAACUGAAUUAUUUUCUAAGUUUAAGUUUUUUGCCCAAACUUCUUUGUAUAUUCUUAAAACUUCUGAAACAUUGUGUUUAAUGAUGCACAAUUGGCUGCAUAAUAAAGCACUUUAUGUAGCCUCACUUUUUAAAUACUGACUUGUUCACUACAGUUUAAAAUUAUCUGAUUUUUAGCUUAUGAAAAGGUUUGAAGACACUAGUGAGGAUGAGCUGGGAAGCUCCAUUGAUCAAAGCCGUAAAGUAAAAAGAAGGUAAAUUUUCCUCUGGUUCUUCCUUAUCAGUGUGUAUGUGGGGUAUCUGAGAAAAGGGAAUUCCUUGGCUGCCUUGCCAAAUUCUCUGGCCUCAUUUUGAUGGUGUAAGUUACAGUCCUUUUUUUGUCUUCAGAAGUCAGGAGAUUGUUCUCCAGUAACUUUACGGUAUUCUCCAGUUGGCACAUUUCUUGACAAGAACCUUGCCCAAUGUCAGUUUUCAGUCUUAACUCAGCUGCAUCACAGUUCAAGCUGUUUGAAAAGUUUGACCAAAUUUUAAAAAUUUUACCAUUUUCAGUUCAUGCUAAUCUCCUCUACAUCAAAUCAUUGUCACUUGUGUCCAGUCUGGUCUUUCCUCACAAUCCUUGUGUGGCCUAGCAAGAUUUUAAUGUAGUGGUUUUCCUCUAUUUGUAAGUGAUUGCUAAAAAAAAUUAUAUCAAAGCCUUUUCAUUGGAAAACUAUGAAUUUGUAGCCAGAGAUAAGUGGAUUUUCCUAUAACAUGAGGAAGUGUUAAUCCAUGUCAUCUCUUUUAUCUAUUCUUCGCAAUCAUUCAUUACUCUGUAUCAUAUCACCUCAAGUAUAUCACCACUUACCUUCUAAUUUAUUGCAAUAUAAUUAAUUAUUUCAGAACCCUUCUGUAUUACCUGGACUUGUUAUAUACCAACAUGUGUCCAAUUGAAAUUCCUGCCAAGGGGCAACUGAGAGAGGUGACAACUUUAUUUCAUAAAUUUUGAAAAUACUGGUAUAAGUUAUGUUCAUCUGAUUACUUUCUUCGUCAUUUUUGAAAUAGAGUGUGUGUUUCCCUUCUCAUGUAAGAAGUUAAAGUUAGGAAGUUUUGCUUUAAGGCUGGUCAAGUCAUCACAUCACGUGUACGUUAGUUUGUUAUUACUUAAAAAACAAAAACAAAAAAUAUUUUAUUGUACUCUUCUUUUCAUAUUUUUUUUUAAACAAUUUUUGGAUCAAUAUCGGUAUCUGGGUAACUGCCCACUUACCCCUCCCCUGUCAGGGGAGGGGUAAGUGGGCAGUUGCCCAGAUACUGAUAUUGAUCCCAAUUUUUUUCCUGGCCUGUGGGUGGCCAAUGUUAUUCUAGGCAGGCCAGUCUAUUAAAAAUUAAUUACAAAGCAAUAUGGUACAACAAAAGAAUAGAGAAGAAAUGGGAAAUAGUUUAUUAAAUGAAAAAAAAAGGAGGAAAGAAUAUGUAGAUACUUACCCUUCCUGCCAGUUUCACAGCUUUUAAGACCAGUACCUGGGUUCCUGGGUCUUUCCAAGGAGAGAAUUUUGAAAUCUGUUAUUAAUCAAACAUUACAAAUAACUUACUUCUAGAUGGAGUCUUCUUAUCCUUCUUACAUGUAUCACAAUUGUUUGAAGGUUUCUGUUGGCAGUUCUCAUAUUGCUAUGGUAACAAUGGAACAUGCAGUAUACACAUGGGGCAGUAACUGCUGUGGACAGCUUGGUCAUGGAGAUACUUGCAGUCAAGACAAACCCACACAAGUAGAAGCACUCAAAGCUAAAACUAUUUGGAGGUAGGGCCUGGGUUAAUAAAAAGCUUUGUGAUGGUACGAUUUGUUGAUCAGCGUAAUCAUUUGAUUGUGGCAAGUCUCAGUAUCACUGUCAUCGUUCUUUCGUCUCUUUGUGGAAAAUAGUGCCAAGAAGAUCAUUUACCUUUUACUUAGAGUACGUUUUUAAAACCGAAAACUCAAACCGAACUUAUCACUACGGCAAACCAGAACAUUGCUCAUCCUAGCAGUAUGCAGGAAGCAUGUCUCAUGUGAACUUAGUAAUGGACUAGCCCGUAAUUGAGUUCUCUGUGGCUCAGUGACGGGGCGUUGGAGCGUGGAAUCCUAAGGCCUGAGUUUUGAUUCCUCACUAGGAUUUUCUUUGCCGUACGCUCGUGACAAGACGGAAAGAACAUCUUUCUUUUGAGAAAGCAAUCUUAAAAACACCUUAGAAAUCAAAGUAAUCGCAAAAUUUAAGCGUAAAAAUAUGUUGAAUGAUAUAAAUCUCAACUAGGGAAAAAUGUUUCCUUGUCACGUAUGAUCACUAUGUUUUCCUUUCAUUUUUGUCCCCAGAGUUAGCUGUGGAGAUAAAUUCACGGUGUUUGUAACAGACAAUGGUAUUGUGAUGACGUGUGGGCAGGGUGAACUUGGCUGUUUGGGGCAUGGAGACUGGUCCAGUUCAUCCAAACCAAAGUUAAUUGAAGCGUUGUUGAGUUUUGAUGUGACAUCUGUCAGCUGCGGCAAUGCUCAUGUUGCCGUGGUAACCAGUGAUGGUGUGGUGUUCUCAUGGGGUUGUGGAGAAGAUGGGAGACUGGGUCUGGGAGACGAAGAUAAUCGGUAAGUGAUUCAUAUAUCAGUAUCUGGGCAACUGCCCACCUACCCCUCCUCUAACCCAACAUUAACCCUAACUUGUUAUCAAUAGACUGUUGUUGAGUUAGGGGAGCGGUAGGUGGGCAGUUGCCAAGAUACUGAUAUUGAUCCACAAAGCCAAUGUCAAAUGCAAUGUUUCAAGAGACGUCCGCAUACUUUGAGGCUUGUCACGUAUAACAACACUAUUUGCUAUUUUAACACAAAUUUGUCUGAUUGAAAAGCGUAGAAGCGAGUGUAGUUAAACCCAAUCAGCGUGACUAGCUGUGUCACGAAAUCUAUCAGCUCGUGGAUAGCGACGAGGCGAAGCGGCUUUUUCCAUUGGGAGAACGAUUACAUUUCCAAUAAAAUACUUGUAAAUGAUCUUUAAAUAUGCUAGAAUAUAUACUUUCGAUCUCCAUUGGCUUUCUUAGAAAGUCUCCUUGUUGUCCCAGUCGCGGUUUUUAAAAAAGCUAGAAUUGUACUCUUGGUAACUCAUCAAGCAGUAGUUUGGGCUUCUUGUGCAGAAUAUGAUGUUUUUUUUUAAUUCCCAACAGCUGCAUUCCCACAGAGGUGACAGCGAUAGAUGACACUGUGUCUAUAAAACAGGUCAGGUGCGGUUAUGAUGGAACAAUGUUUCUCACUGAUACAGGGGCCCUUCUCGCUUGUGGCAGGUUUGUACAAAGUAGUUUUGCCUUCUCUGUUCAAACAGGUUUUGAAAACUACAGAUAUGAAAGUGAUAAUAGAGGGAAACUCAGAAGCUUUCGAAUAUUAAAAAAAUUGUCCAAUACAUUUUAAAAAAUACUUUGUGGCUGGUAUAACAUGGCUUUUCGUCUCGGCCAAAAGACUCAUCAGAUACUUUUCGGAAAUUUCAAGCAAACUCGUUGAACAUUACGCUUAUAGUAUAGUUCUGUUCGCGAAUUUAAGAUGUUAGCUGUCAAGCCCUCUAUCGCAGAAGGAUUUUCAACCGCACGCUCACGAGUCACAAUUAUAGUAUUAUCGAAUGUGGCGUGGCAAUUGUUUGACACACCAACAUUUAGCAUGGAAACAUGAACCCUAGUGGGAAAAUGAGGCGAAUGAAUGAAGAACAGAACCUAAAGGAAAACUGGGAGAAAGGAGUCACAUUACUCAGUCUUAGAAUAAUACUCAUUUUCCGCGGCGGUGGAGAAGAAUUGCUGGUGCCGUUUGUUUUAUGUUGUCGUAGUUUUUGGUUCUGCAAUAUUGACUUCAUAUCUUACAUUAACCCCAACCAGAUGCAUUUAACCCAAAGUAGGUUACAUGCCUUUGCCAUUAAUUACUGGCUUUUAUUUGUUGACUCCCUCUGUAACAGCAAUGCAAACAACAAGCUUGGACUUAACAACCGCCAGGGAUUCCUUAUGCAGAUGAAGAACCUCCUAAAUAAGGUACAACUAAGGCAUGUGGUGUCAUCGGUGUUGUAAGUUUGUCGCAGCACGUAUCGUGCAAAGCUGGACUUCAGUCAUUGUAUGUGUACUUUUUUCCUUUUUAACCUGGCAGCAAGCUCGUUAUUGCGAACUUUAGCAGGAGUCCAUUAACUGACUCCUGGGCUCCUGACUUUAGUGAAAGCUGGUAUAGAUGGAAACAAUCCUACACAAAAGAUGAAUCUAUCUCGCUUUUGUUACUUGCGUUUUCCUAAUUGUCCAUUUUACAGUAGCGUGCUUGGUUGCCAAGCCUUUGAACACGAGUGAGGCUGAGGGUGACCAUGUUAUGAUACAAACAUUGCUGCUUUUCAAAUGUAAAUUACUUGGCUAUUAUGCGAACUAGAUACUGGUCCCUAUCAUAACAAAGUCACCCUCAGCCUCACUCCAAAUCAAAGCCUAGGCGACUAAGUACACGAUUGUAAAAUGGCUCAUUCUAUUUUUGGUAUUUAUUCUGAGUUCCGAUCGGCUCCCUCCGACGCUCACCUAAGUUCUGAUUCAACACAUUUACUUUGGUUGUCGGUUCACGACACUCAAUCAAAUCAAAACUAUCGUUAACGUUAUGUUGUUUUCCAAACUGAACAGGUUCAGGUUGAUGGCAAGAAUGUUCCUACAGCUGUCAAAGUGUUAUCCAAGCACCGUGUGCUUGAUGUAUCUUUGGGUCCCACCCACAGUGCAGCGCUUGUAGAGCCUGGUUUGGUUUACACGUUUGGCGACAAUCAGUAUGGGCAGCUUGCCUGCAACAACUGUAAACCUCGAGAGGUACCAGCCAUUGUUAAGGCUUUAGAGGAAAAGACGACCACGGUGAGAUGGUUUAAUUUUAGAUACACAUUGUGUAAUGAGGAGUGAAUUACGUACUUGAUUCAAUUGUCUUCGUCGGCUCCUUUGUAUUUAUUUUCGUUUGUGUGUCUGUUCCAUCCUUCGUUCAUCGGUUUAGUUCGCAUUUAAGAAAUGAGUGUGAUAUUUGCUUGCAAGUUGGGAGAAAUUUCUAAUACUAAUACUAAUAUUGUAUGUCUGCGUCACACGUUAUUGGAGAAGGUAUAUAUGUAAGCCCCAUUCUAUCCUGACGCACAUAUUUAUCUGAUUUGUUAUCCCCUUCAUUUAUGCCAUUCGGGUUGAAAAACGCUGUAGAUUGACGGGAAAUGUCGGGUCAUCUCUGCUAAUCACUAACCUUUCCUGUUCCCUCCCGCUGGUAGUUUUAGCUGAUCGAUCUGGAGCCUUAACCCUUUACUUCGAAGAUCUAUUUAAUCAUUCUUUCCUCCUUGAAAUAAGUUAAGAGAAUUUGGUGUGAUAUCAGCGCAACAGUCUCUCGCAAGAUUGAUUAAUUUUGUAUCAUUUCCAGUAUUUUUUUGUUCCGGCCUCUUAAUUUUUACUUGGUUAUUCUUUCAGAUGAUUUUUUGCGGCAAAGGCUUCACGGUGGCCGGAACGAAUGAUAACGACUUGUAUUUCUGGGGAACGAGACCCGCUGAUUACAGACGCGGUCAGAGUGAGAGUGGAGAGAAGACGGAUACUGAAGGAAGCUGCAAGAGACAUAUGCGAAAUCCCAGCGGAAGCUUGAGUAUCGGUAGCGCUGACAGCUUGGAAAUUUCUCCUGGGUAAGCCGAAUGUUAAACAAAUAACGUUUCUCGGGAGAAAAGGUGGUCUGGGUUGGACCCUGACACGAAUCAUCGCGGAUUUAUUUAUUUAUACAUUUAUAUUCAGGAAUAAGAGCGAUCAUAACAGCGGAAACCAAUCAUCUCUAUCAAAAGAUACAAAGAAAAGAAGAGAAGGCGUGCUUGAAAAUUCAAGCUCGUCAAGAGUCGAACGGGGCAGAAAAGAGGGCAUGCAGGAAGGAUUCUCGAUGCCACAGUCUUACAAGAAAAGGAAGGACGGAGUUCAAGAAGACCUUAAUGGCAGCAGUGCUAGUCUGAUGCAGAAAUCAGUUGACGGGUGAGUGGACAGUGUGACAUUCUUUUGGGUUCUUUGCUGUUUACAUCGGAGUCUAAAUGGAUUUAAGAGUAAGUUUGUUUACUUGGGGGCCCAGUCUUCAAAAACAAGGUACAGCUCCGCGCUCGGGAAUGUAACCCAAGCUCGAGAGUAGCACAAAUAUCCAUAUGUUUGGGUUUCAGUGAUGAUAAAAAAUGUCAAAAAAAGACUACUAAAGUUUUAAUUUGACGACCUUUUUAGUAUUCUACCACAUUUCUCUCUCUUUUGAUAAUCUUGAGGGUAUGUCGAACACGUUUUACAGCCUCAAAGAACUUUUUCUUCGCCCCACGUACGCGACAACGGAUCUCUCUUUGUCAUUUUUUGUGUGUUGUAUGGACUGUCGAUGAUAUUUUUGGUGGUUUUUUUUUCUCUGAAGAGUAUUUUCUGAUGGUGACUGUGGAUCAAAGGAAGACCCGUGUAUAAACUACAUAAGGAACGCCUCUCGAAGAGGACAGCUGAGCGACCAAACUUUUGCCGCGGGUUUUUUGCGAAUCAGCGACAAUGAUACAAUGCCUUCGCCUGUGCGAUUGUUUCACUGGGACACCUACAGCAUGUACGGAGCGGGGCAAGAGCACGAAUUUCCUGUCGACUUGUUGGACGUUAAUGGUUUUUCCGUCAACGUUUUCGUACAGAUAGAAACAACAGCACCAUUUCCUUCCAAGCGGAGAUCAAAGAAGAGAUCAUCGAAGAAAGCCAGUGAAAGACGCCUCUCUAAACAAGCUUCAGUCUCUGAUAGGUAGGUAUCGCCUGUCACGUGAUCAGCACGUGAUUCAGUCAGCAAGAAAGUACGUUAAGUUGCAAUUGCGGCGAUUACUUACAGCUUUUGUCUUGACGUCGACGUAAUUCUAAGGUAGAGUUGCGUACAAUAUGGAAGGAUAGGACAUGAACGCCAUCUUCUUAUCAAAAUAUCAACAGCUCAUAAAGUAUCUGUAUUUAAAAAUCCAGAUUUUACAGAAGGGUGGGAAAAGGAAAGUAAAAUGCUUCAUUCUUUAAAUUCGCUCCCAAAUUUAAGUUUUCGUUUUUUGCCUCCCAAUUGCAAAAUAUUUUCAUACAAGCUGUCGCCAUCAGGCUUAAUCCAUUAAUAAGCGCUGAAUAUUGUUUUCCAGUAUUUCUGGUAACACCCGUGGACCUGCUGGUCUGGACUCCUCAAUGGGAUCAAGCUCAUCGGAACUGGACACCACGUUGGGAGAGGUAAGAAUGGCUGGUAUGGUUCGAAAGAAUAAAAAUUGUGUUGAUGAAAAGUUCCAGAAGUAUAUGGUUCAUCUGCAUUCACAGGAAGCAGUAAAAGGUAAAAACAUCUCACCAGGUGGAGGAAAAAAUCUUCGACCCUUUGACCCUUAAGGAUGACUACUGUCUAAUUUCUCCUUACAAUUUUAUCCUUGAAUCAAUUACUAAGGUCAUGUGAAUAAAGGAAAUGAUCACCGACUAAAGAAGCUCUUGAUUGUUGAACAAAUUUUCCUUGUCAGGACCUAAGUAAAUAUAUAGAAAACAGUAUGGGUAAUAUACAUUCUAAUGUGAGGAUGUAAAGGGUCAUGAGUGUGUUUGGAGCGAGUAACAGCUCGAACACACAUAUUCACCUGAGUGCGAAAAAAAGCAAGCUUACCAGGUUGUGAUUGUUUUAGUUUUUGAGAAGAUAGUGCGAGAUUUGUACACCAAUCACGAAGUAUACAAAAAAAAAAAACAAAAAAAAAAUCGCAAUCCCUCAUUGCUCUCGUCACUUUCAGUUAAGAAUAAGAAGCUGUUAUUAAUUAUCAUAUGAAGUCAUCAACGUUGUGAGUAAGAGAGGUUUUUGUGCAUUUUGAAGAGAGAGACACUACGUGAAUAGCGUUGUUUUAUUGACUUUGAUUUAGGCCCCCACGUGGCUGAAAAAUGAACUCAAAGAAGGAAUCAUACGCGUCGGUGAAGAUCGUGAUGACUCAGAGGAUGAGGAAGGUGACAGCGAAGAAGCAGAUAGUGAAACAGAAGAAACUGACAAUGGUGAAGUGAAAAAUUUUGUAUUGGCGACAUUCACGACUAAAAUUCCGCAUCUGCAUACCAUGAACGUAGAGUUAAGAACGUAAUUGUGACCAAUUGUGGGCUUGUAGACAUAUCUAGAACAGACACCUCUUUUGUAUAAUGUUACUUUUCUUUCUCAAUCGAGGGUAAAACAAGUAUGCGUGUUUAUCUUAAAUAUAAAGGUUAGGCGCUUACAGAUGUAGAAAAUGAAAAGGCCUCGGUUAAACCCAUUUACUGAAACCGCUACAUCGAUGAACAUAAAAGACAUAUGCAGAUGAACUUUACACGAUUGAUAGAUGCGCACAACGGGUCACAUGAGGUAUUUAAUUAGAGCAGAGGAGAUACAUAAUCAACUUCCUUUUAAAGUAAUGGAUUCCCAACACAAGGUCGUAGUUAAGCAACUUCUUUGUAACUCAUUUUUUAUUUUUUUUUUUGUUUUUCUAUCCCAAGCAGGUUUGGACAGAGAGAAAUCAAAACUGACGGUAGCAUCAGCGGUGGAAAAUGCAUCAGACAGUGAGAAGAAUUCCAAGAGCGCCACAAAAAAGUUGGCAGAAAAGGUGGAACGAUUUAAGCAGAGUCGAAAGUCUCACUCGGAGACAAGGAUUGUUGGUGGUGUUGCUAUAAACACUGUGGGUAACAACACUCCUUUGAGUGUACAGUCGAGUGCUGUGUCGGUGAAAUCUGAAUCAGAACUGGACAAUAUACAAAACAAGGUACUUCAUUUAUUUUUCUAUCAUUUUCUUCCAUUCUGACUGUCGUAUUCAACCUUUUUAGUACUCUCUUCCUUCAUUAUGUCGGACUGUACCAUUCCUUUGUUCCUUCCUCCCAUACUCGUUCCCAAUCCUCUCUCUCUCUCCCACAAAACCGUCUUUCUUCUUUCUUCCCACCCUUUCUCCCCAACGAAUAUUACUAACGUGAUCAAUAUUGGAGAUUCUUCUUUUAUGAAGAUAAGCACUCCUUAGAUCCUCAUACAACCUCAGUGAUGGUAGACACAGAUGAAUUGCAAGGCUUGACGACCAAUUUAAGGAGACAAUUUCUAAUGCUCUCCUGCAGUUUAAAAUAAUUCUAGGCGGCCUAAAAUAUCCUAGCUCAGAGAGGCCGGGUUAAGUCGAAUAUGUUAAUUACUCCAUAUUAUUUUCUUACCGCGAAAUCUGAACAUUUCUAACGCGUGGUCUUUGUUCCUGAUGCUGAUUAAAUGAACGGUAGCUUCGUUUUCUCGAUUAGCUCACUAGCUUCCAUAAUCGUCAAUGUUUUGCGUUUGUGUCAAAGUUAAUUGAUAGCUGCCUAUUGUACAAUAAACGUUGGUAGUUAAUUUGAGCUAGGAAAGUUUGCGUCGAGAAAUGUUGUGGAUGGUCACUCUCAAGAAUGUUAGCUCGUUUAGGGGAAUGAAAAUAAUUAAUCUGACCUUCAAUUGUCUUCUAGGAAACUGGCUCCGAAUCUACCAAGCGGACUAAACCCACCUCUAAAGAGUCAUUAAACUUGUCCAAAGUGUUUCCUCGGCCCGCUAGUAGUCCAGUGACCUCAAAACACAAGCGUUCCUCAUCGGAUGGAAUGAUCAUUGAUGAAAAAACGAGGACAACCUCUGACUCUGGAGUAGAGUUAACACCUGUUGAAAAGUUUAACAGCUCAAGUGAAGGGUCAGGCAGCACGGCAAGUGGCUCCCGAAAAACUUCGUUAGAGUAAGUUAUGGGCGCCGUUUCCUUGAAUAAGGUUUUCCGUUAUCCGGCGUAGCAGUCUUUUUUGUUUCGUUUUAGGCAAGGGGGAGAAGCUUGAGCUAAGUAGUUUGCGUAAAAAGAAACGAAAAAGACUUUGCGCAGGCUGACAUAUUAGUUUUUUAAAGUUCCAGCCACGGGCAUGUAACUUGUCACAAGCUGGUACUAUAGAAGAAGAUGCUCAAUAGUUGACAUAUGCCUCAGAAGACUUUCGAGUCCUUUCGAAGCCAAAAAACUUCCGAUGUCCCAUACAAAUGGUUUUCCACCUGGGCUACAGGGAGUAAGGUGGUGAUCCAGGCCUCAUACUAGGUUCAUGCGGUCUCACGAGUGACAAGCGUCCUGCAAACUGCCAGGGUCAUCAAUGUUGAGAGCGUUCUGUAUGCAAGAAAGAAGAAGAGAGAUGGUACAUUCUGCUCUUGGUCAUUGAUCUUGCAUCUAGAUUACUACCACACUCUGCCCAUUCCCGCCUGUUCUUCCGUCUUCUGAGCAUGGACAGAUAGAAUUACCUUGGUUUUCCGUUAUGAAUUUUCUGAACAUUUUAAGCCGAGGAUGCCUGUUUCCUGGUACUAGCUCCUUUCUUCUUUAACAAGAGAGUAACGAAAUGCUUGAAACAAGGCAUCGAAUGGAAUGUCAAAGAAGGACGUUAACGUGAGCUCUUCAGUCUUGUUUACUCAUUUGUUUCUUUGUGUUUUAGCGUACGAACUCCGAAGAAGAGCACUGGGUAAGAUACUUUAGCUGAUGAAUAUCAACAUCUGUAUGAAAGGAAUAUAAAACUUUUAAUACAUUCAUCUCAUUGUUUUACAAGGAUAAAUCGUACGUAUUUUUUGAGACGCUUCUUUCUGGUUUUGGGACCAAAAUUUGGUGGUUUUAGUUUUUUUAGCAACUUUUUCGGGUUUAUAACAUGGUACUAACUACAAAAACACAUCACAUAGAGACAAAAAUAAAUAAAGAUAGGAACAAAAGUAAUUCUAACCCAAAAGGGCAGGUGCGAACGGGACUAGCGUCCCAUGCGAGGCACCGCCCGUUUUUGGUUGCAUCAAUAAAUAAGCAGGAAAUAUAGAUAGGAAGGAAGGCAUCUUUGUUCUAUUACAACGCACCUUGCUGGUUUAUUCUCUCGACAACAGCGGAAAACGUACUGGAAACAAAAGGCAUGUUAGAUUUAGACUUAUCGAUAGAUUUACUUACUUUGACUUCAUUCUCUAGUUUAUCAUAUCCUUUUAACAGAAUACGGUCGAUUGAUAUGUAUCAGUGGGUAAUUAUGUACACUUUUUGAGACUUUACGACCAAUUAUCCCAAUUGCAGUGGACUAUACUAUUUUAGUUUUUGUGUCAACAACUUUAUUGUUUUUACUUGUUUUAGGAGCAUGUCGCCCCAGGCUCCUCGCUCUCCAAGAGUCAGCGACAGGCAAACAAGCAUGAAUAAAUCCGUAGAUCGACAUCUGGAGCACAGGUGAGUUGAAUAUGAGCCAAUCAGUGAAAUACAUUUUGGUCACUCCUGUGUUUACAAGCAAAGAAAUGAUCCUCGCAUAUCAGCUUCAAUUCGAGAAAUUGCAGAAAAGUAGUCUGAAAAAGUUCAGGGUUUGACUAAAUAUUAUUGACCUUGCCUCCCAGACACUAGGUGGGCGCCUCUACCAGUUGAGCUACGAAGCCACAUGUCGAGAGCCAGACGAUUUAAAUGGGUUAUUCGUUUCCGUUAAUGAAUCUAGUCAAAGUGAAAUAUCAAUCUUGAUGGGGCGGCUUAUUCGGUCGCUUGACAUGUUGUACGAAUUUCGCGUAAGCGAAAAGAUUUGAUACAUUACCAAGCCCAGUGUUAAGUUCACCCAUGACUACCAUGUCAUGUUAUAAUUACUUAUUUUAAAUAUCAUUUUCCAGGAGACCCGCCGGUAGGGCGCGUUAUGGUCAGGGUCCAUUCAGGAAAGGAGGGUAAGUCAGGAGUAACAGUUACCAUGUCACUUUUUUUAUCUAUUUUCCGUCGGAUUUCCCGUGGUUAAUUUUUCCGACAUUUUUUAGGGGUUAAUCAGGGUUUUUACUCCAGUUACUUAAAUUACUCAAGAAUAUCCAGAGAGAAAUUGUUUCGCUUUGCUCCAUUUUUCACCUUUUAUCUCAAUAGUUUGCCUGGUCUGGAUAACAUGGUGUAUCAGCCCAACAAAUAAUAUUUUUUUGUUAAUUUGGGGUGAAGUAUCUUGGGGUAUUUCUUGUAUCAUUUAGCGCCUAGUGAUUCGGAUAUUUGUCCUCACUUUUCCUCAUCCCUUUCCGAUUGUUUAAAAAAAAAACAUCUGUUGCUUUCACCGUACGUUCUUCAUAAUCUUUAAGGUAAUUGAUAUAUCGUAAAGUCAAUUCCUAUUUUCUGCUUUCGCAGUCGAUCUAUGAUGGUUUUCUGGAUCAAGUCCUCACGUUGUUUCUCAAAAUAGCCGAAAUUUCUCUUCACUAAAAAUUACUUCUGAAAUGUAACUUACUGUCAUUCAAACGUUUCCAUGUAAAAAAAGCAAACAAUUCUGAUGAAAAUUAACAAGCAUUUUUUUCACUGUUGGAGUCAAUAUAUCUUUUAAAUGAAUCCUAUUUCAGCAAUUCUUCUAUUUAGGAGUGUUUUCAUUUUUAAAUGGGUUGAAACAUUGCAUGAACCGCAAAUUAACGUUCUGAGCCAUCAUGUGUUUUUGUGUUCAGCUUUCUGUUUUUACGCGUUUCGAGGCAACGGACAAUUUUAGAACUGCAUUUAGCUUUGCCUGGAAGGGUUUGUGAAUUAAUUACAGCAACCCAACGAAACGUUCGCGUUAUCAAGCAUUGACGGGAAGUUAUUCGUCGAGAAAUAUACCUGAUAAAUAUCCGUAUCAAGUUACUUAUCAACGGAUAAAUGAUUGAAUGUUAAAUCAAAAUGCUACUGUUUUGAAAGACAAUUUGAAUUUAUUCAAAGGAGAAAAGGCAGGCGGUAGCGCGUUUCUCUUUAAUGUUUAGACAUCAAACAGAAUUACCCUUAAUGGCAAGUUGAAGAUUGUUUUGACGUAUGAAUAAUUUUGUGUUUGGGGUGUUCUUUCCUUCUCUGUUCCUUCAGGUUAUUGCUUUGCUAUUUAGAGUUUUUGAUUCUGUUUCGUUUUGCUAAACAGGGCCGGUCGUUCUACCGAUGACAAGAAAAUGGCAACGAGUGAUACUCGAUCGGCUCUCUCUCGGCGGGAACAGGUAUUUUUAUUCUCUCGAUCAAUUACUUCUCGGUUCGUUUCCUUUAAAGCUGUGUUUCUACAAUACGCCGCUCUUUAGCAAAUCACGGAAUUGUCAUUUGAAAGGUGAACAUUGGUAACGUUGCUUUGUUUACUUAGUAAUAGAUACAAAACCGUAAAGAAAGCUCAAUUUGUGUUGAGGUCAAAGUGGUUUGCACAAGGUUUCUUCUCCAUGUCUUUUUGCGGUUUUUCAUAUUUGAAUACCGGUAUUGUGUUAAAUUUUCCUGAUUAAAAAAAACUGGACAGACUAUGUCUAUGUCUUGAAAUUGUAGAUUGGCCAUAAAAUGAAUUUUCAAAUCAUUUUUUAAUCCAACGAGGUUUCCUUAGGAAGGAAAGAAAUCGGUUUCGUUACCGUACUUCUGGCUCGAGUUUAAGUGACGAUGCUCUUCAUUUCGAAAUUGCUGCGGCGCAUUUUCUACCAUUUGUCUUUGUCACAAACGAUACAACACUGAAUUGAAGAAAAGACACACUAAUCGGUCUAACGUCCAACCGCUAGAUCAGACACGAGACCAUAGCAAUUUUUUAAGCAGAGCUUAGGACCGAACAACAAUCACGCCGUUGUUGUCUUUUUGUAAGCGCUAUUUUAAGCAAAAUACUAACGGCGAGACCAAAAUAAAGCUGAUGUUUUCCCAAGGGGGUGCGAAAAUCUUACAAAUAGAGAGUUAGAAUUUUCCAGAGAUAUCAUUUACAUGCCUCAGUUCCUCUCAGGUGUGGGUGAUGGUAUUGUAAAUGACAUCUUAUCUUAUAUUUAAUCCUUCAAAGAAAAAAAUUUGUCAAGACCACAAAGCCGUCAGAUUUUGUCGCUUUUAAAUAUUUUUUGUUUUGAUAUUAAUUUUCUGUGAGAAAUCUGCGAGCGAGAGAUGCAAUGAGUUUUGACACGUGGCCUGAGUCGUAGAUGGAGUGAGCGUGCUACAUCAGGCGAUGUGUAUUUUUAGCGUGUUUGAUGGCAUUUGUUGAACACAACACAAAUCACUUUUAUUUUCUUUUAAACAAAUUUCUUGACAGAAGCCAGUCUUAAUUUGCAGAGCAUACAGCCUUUGGAUAUCUUUACUGCAAAGAUUUGUCUACAAGUCGUGUUUUGACAUCCAAACUGGGCGAAUAAAAUUUACACGAUAAGUGUGCAAACCGAGCGUUCAGAGCGGUUCGAAGUGAAAUGAAGGACUUUUGGAAAGUCUAACUGAUAGCUUUGAUGCGCGCAUUUUAGAAACUUUAAUUCUUCUGGGGGUUAAGUCUGAAGGAGUAAUCUGUGAGGUUUUUUCCCAUCUAAUGUAACAGGGAGCUACAAUCGGCAACAAAGUUAACAGACACAACAUCCGCGUAGCCGCUUGGAAAGAAGUUCCUAGAGAUGUAAUUCGCCACAGAAAUCCGCUCCCCCCAUUCAAUAUGUUACAGUCACAGAAACCAAAGUUCAAACAUUAUUUAAGGCGAAAGGGCUUGAAAUUGUAGAAAAAGAUGAUGGUCAUAUAGAUAAGUGCCUUAAGUUUUCGAAUUUCCUAACGCUGCUUAUGCUUAUUGAUUUCAUUGACUGACCGUCUGACUUAAGGACUGAAUGACUGAGUUGUAGGCUUGCUCACUGUUUGCCAACCUAACCCAUUCAUUGACUCGUUCUGAGUGACAUAUUGACGGACAGAAAGACAAACAGACGAACAGAAUGAAAGACAGACAGGAUAAUCGACUGACUCUGUUUCUUGAAGGGAACUUUCAAAUAACAAUUGUGUUUUUUUUUUUUUCUGUUUGGCCAGGCCGUUUUGGAAGAGUUGCGCCGCGAAUCUGCUGCAAAACACGCUUCCCUCCAAGAAGAAAUCGAUAGACUAAAACUUGAGAAGGAUGAGGUAAAUGACACAACGUAAAAGAAAGAUAACUCCUAAUUUUAAAAUUGGGUUCUAAUCUUCAUAUCUUAUCUGAGCUGAGAGGUUUAAUUUUUUAUCCAGAAUGAAAGACGAUUACAAGAGCUUCACAGGAAAGAAUUAGAAGUGGCGGAGAAAGCCUGGGGCGAGCAAGAGAAAGAGGCAAAGGUGAGUAUUCAAUGUGUUCUCAUAAGAAUAUAUUUGGUUGUAAUUUUCGUUGAGGCCCUUUAUAGUUUUCCAAGCUUUAUUGCACAGUCAACGAAGAAUGACUCGAGCACUCGAGUGUGACGUGAGCCAUUCAAGAUAGCGAGAUACGUCGCCCGACUGACGAAAUUAUCACGUUUUGCAGCGGUUUGCGUCGGAAUCAUUUUGAAACUUUAUUUUAUUUAAAGUUUUACCAAGUAAUUUUAUUUGCUAAAUUUCAGGAAAGAGAGGAGAAGUUGUCUCACGAAGUUCUUAAUCUCAAAAUGGAACUAUCGAAGGUGAGGUCAUGAUUAAAAGAAGUGUGGAGCGCUAAUUUACAUGAAUAUUAAAUGGAAUCAUUUUCCCGCCAUUUAUGAGAAAGGUCUAUUCGUUUAUCUAAGUUUCGGUGAAUUUUCGCGGCCUUCGUUUCGUAAUUGACUUUGGUGGCUGAAUAUAUCAGCGGUUUUAUCACUGAGUGUUCUGGGAGAAGGCAUUGAUGCUCACCUUAUUAAUAAUGUAGUAGAUCAUCGAAAUUUUCUUUAAUCCAUCCGAAAAUUUAUACUUUAAAUCGUGUAGAUUUAUAUGGGAGGCUUUUUUAAGCUUCCUAGCUCUUUGAAGAAAUUUGGAGACGGAUCAGUUAGUUAGCUAACAUAAACCCCAAUCAUACCAAAGCUUUAACACUUUUUAAAGCUGUUUUGUUAAACAUAGAAGCUGCUUAAACCAAUGUUUGUCUCGUUCAAAUUAUGUAGCUUGAAAAGACAAAUUAAUGACUACCUGAUACCUAUGGAAAAUUCAGUUUUUCAGUUCUCUGUUACUAAUUUUCAUUCAAUUAAACCCAGUGUAACUAAACAUGUUUUCUGGUGUAAAUGGGAUAAUAAUGGUAACAGGUGCAAUUACAAAGUUAAAGAGCGCAAAAUCAAAGAAAAUGUGGGAAAAGAAGAAAGGGCAACUUGUGGCACACUGAAGCCAAGCGCAAAAGACAAAGGGAAUGACUGACAUUUUUCUGCCGGUAGUGGAUCGGAAAGGUCUUAAAAUGAAACGACAAAUCAUAGGAGCGAAAACGCAACGUAAACAAACAUUAAUGCAGUAGAAUAAACAAAAUUAAGGGCAGAAGGAAAAAGGUCCCAAAGGCAAAAUGAUGAGAUUGAAAAACUCUAAAAACAAUGUCAUAGCUAAGAGCGGCACUCUAGAAAGAGUGAGAAACUCGUUAAACAAUAUAAAUGCAAAGAGCCCGAACGAUGAGAAUAUAGAACGAAGAAUACAGAUGCGGGAGAGUUUUUUCCUGCGAGUGUAAAGUUCUCUUAUGUAGCGCUUUCUUUUCCCUUUUCCGGCUUUUCCUGUGAAUGACUUAAAACGGUGACAUACGUAAACCAUAGCCAUUUGACGUAUUUGUGUUUACUAUCUUGUAGCAAUUCGAUAAACUUCAAGAUAACUACAACGUGGUGUUGUCGCUACAGGAGCAGUUGGCUCGAAUGCAGCAGGUACGUUGACCUCCCUACCCUCGAAAGUGGCGUAAUCAAAACUGAAUCAGGAACAUAUUAAGUUAGGCCAGUAGUAUGAAACACCUUUUUAAAUCAAUCUGUUGCCUCUUUUUCUCCUUUAGGAGCAGCUGAGACAGCAGGCAAAAGAGAAGGUGAGCCUCUUCAAAUUUGUAAGUCAUUGACCAGUUUUUCGAAGUGCGGUGACCGCCACUUAAGGAUUAGAAUGUAAACUUAUCAGGGCCCUUUCCAUUUGCACGGAAAACCUGGUCUUAAUUAUGGUGGUAAAUCAAAUUUUUGUCUGGAAAUUUUCGAUGUAAGCUCCCUAAUGCUUUGUUAACUUAAUUUACAGCGUCAAAAUUCAGCACGACAGAAACCCAUGGCCAAGAGCUCUGUAUGUGGAGUGAUGUGAAGUGUCCCGUGCUACGUGACAACGCAUCUUUUCCUCGUAACCAAGAUCUUCAGAAUACCGAUAAAUGCCACAAAGUUGUGUCCAUAGAGCUUCAAGCACUGUGUUAGCCAAGGAGACCACCGUGAAGAGCUGUGUUUUACGUUUUAACUUUCCUAGUGAAGCGCUAUGUGAUGAUAUCGUUUUAUGCUGAGUUGGUAGAAGAGUUAUGGUUUGAGAUCGGCCUUUGGCUUCAUAUGAAAAAUAUUUUCCCUUCUAAAAGGGUACAAUUAAAUUAAAUUUAAGCUCAUACUUAGAGCAAUAUAAAUUAUGAAUGUCAGUUGUGCUCGGUGUCGGGCAAAAAUUUGUACUAAAGAGAGAAGUAUGCUUCACAAUUUUGUAAACAUUUUUGAGUGGUCUGACGUAGAUGUUUCCAUUUAUGGUUCACACCAUUUCCUAUGAAGUAUGAUUGAAUUAUCAUAGAGUAAUAGAGCAACUUGUAAUUGAGUGUUGUAAGUAAUCUGGGAUUGCUUUGGUUCAGCUUGACUUGUUCUAUUAUUGAUGCAGAAAACUCCCGCCACUUUCUAAACCAAUCAGAUUUAAAACUAAAACUAAUCGCAACUUGGUCAGUCGCGUUUUCCCGCGCUUUACGCAGUUUGAAUGUAUCCUUAUUGGCUCGCUGCGAUAUAUAUAUAUAUGUUUCUCUUUUAUUCGCUGUUGUGAUUACUUUGGUUUCGGUUUUACGACACUCAAUCGUAAUCAGCGCUAUUUAUAGUGGCUUUGAGACUUUCUUGAUUAGAUUUUGUUGGAAAAAUUGGCAUAAUUUCUUCAGAAGAGGGAAGACAUUUAUCUUUCUUCUAAGAAUGUCUCAAAACACUUCUUAAAUGAGUUUUUCCUUGAAAGAGGCGUCCACUAAUAUCUUUCAAAGUAGUUAAUAAUGAAACUGAAGUUACUGCUGGGCAGUUAAUCUUCUUAUGGCUUUAAAGAUUGAGAAAUAUCAAGAUAAGAAUAAUUUUUGCUUAGUUCUCUUGUAAGCAUGCUUCUAAGACCAUCUGUGUCAGAACGGGCACAUUUUUAUCGGCGAAAGCUUUUUAAAGAAAAUUAUAGUUAAACAUCUAAUAAAGCCUUGUCAUGUACAAUUUAAGGCGUUCGGUCAAAAGAUUAUUCUUGAUAGCCCAAAUUUAGGUCUGACUGGCAGAGCAAACUGAGAUGAAUUGUGGUGAAGAGGAGGGGGCCUGGUAAGUUAGUGGGUAGUUUUCGUAUAAUGGCUGAAUGCAAGUCCAGAGAUCAGCCUUUGGAAGGGUUACGAGUCGAGUAGCGCUUUAGAGCUCUAUUCUGUGUGUCCAAGUAAAAAUAUUCGUUUCCCUGGUAUGUACUUUAUAAAGUCAACCCUUUAACACCCCGAGGUAACUGUCAUUUAAUUUCUCCAUGCGGUCCCAAUGUAAAGAUCGAAUUCUCCUCUCUAAUUUAGAAUGACUUGGUAGAAUUGUCAGUUGGUAGAAUUACUGAUUGGAUCUUGAGAGUGAAUGGGUUGAAAAGGACAGAAAAACGUUUCGGACCUUCUUUCUAUAAACUUUGCAUAAUGUACAUGGUUUCUUUUGUGGGUACUAUUUUAAAAGGAAAGGCUCACUCUACGCUCUUAGUAUGGUAAAACUAUCUUACAGGUAAAUUAUUGCAGUGCAAUCUGCCGAAAGCAAAGUAUUUUUCGCAUUUGCACAAAUUGCCUUUAAAUAAAUGCAAC